GACGGACGCCACUCGCGCCCGCCCAAAAUUUGCGAAUUCAGAGGGGAAGGCGGUUCAAAGCUGCCAGGCCAGUCCGCCUCCGCCGCUCUCAAAUUCAUUGCUUUCCCGCUCCUCCCUCCGCACCCAUUUUGCCUCACUCUCUUCUCUCCACGCUACUGCCUGCACCACCCCGCCAUUGGAGCUCUACAACUAAUCAAACAGCGCAAGGUCGAGACUGGAUUCAUGCUUUGGAAAUUGUGGUAUUUGCUUUCUUCAAAAUAUAAUUAAAACUGUGCCCUGAUUUCGACAAUGGCGGAUAUCAACUCUUCCGACGGAUUUCCCAAAUCGAGGGCAGUUUUGGGUGAAAUCACCAAUCUGCCAACUAAAAGAGGGUUUCUGGACAUAGAAGACCGUGGAGUUAAGAGAUCGAAAUUAAGUGAAAGCCAGUCUGUGAAAAGAAGCCUUGUUGAACCUAAUCCAUGCACAGAUGUCCGUCCUAUGAAUAAGAAUUUGUUGAAUUUGUCCAAUGACAACAGUGAUGCCAAGUUGUUUGGGCUUGGGUUUGAUUUUUCAGUGGGAAGCACAAAAGAAUGUAAUGGGAAUAAGUUCACAGAUGUUCCGCAUUUUGGUGGAAAAGCUGCUGAGUGUCAUGCUUUCAAAAUGGAUGAACAUGAGGUGUGCAGUCCGAAUUUUGACGGUCCUUAUAAAACAGGUCUUGGAGCGGGAAGAGCUGCGUUGAAAAUGGAUGGUGUCCAGAAUAUAGUUAUGAUGAAGAGCAAUGAUGUUUCAACAGCUGCUGAAGUUUUGACUAAGGGGAAAACAGGCGUGAAUUUGAUCAAUCCAGCCAUGGGAGAUGCUCUUGAGUUAGCUAGUGUUGAGACUAGUGACAAGUUUGGAGAGAGCUGUCAUGUUCCUGCUGAUAGUUCAAGAACAGUGAGUGAAAAUGGCGGUGAUGGCUCCGGUUUCCAUGGGGGGAACGAACUUGAUGCUUAUGAGUCCAAAGUCAUUCAUACAGACUAUCACACUGAUGGAGAUGAUCAUGGUGCUGACAAUUUUUACUCGAUUCAGAUGGGAUCAACUGACUGCAUGAUUCUACCUGAGUCGCAGGAAUCUAGAGUGUUUGGAGUGGAAACACCCAUAGAAACAAAGAAACGUGAGGAAUGUGCUGAUGGGAAUGACUCUGUGAAAGCUUGCUCUUGUUCCUUCUGCAGUAAAGCUGCAUAUAUAUGGCUAGAUGUCAACUACCAAGACAUGAAGGAACGGAUUUCAGCAAUGAAAAAGAGCCAGAAAAAUGCAACCACAUUGGCUGAACAAACUACCUGGCACAAGACAAUUGAUAAGCAUGGCGCUGAAAGCUACACAGGUCCUGUUGUUUCCGACUUAGCAGGCAAUCUGAUGCAUCGUUGGAGAUCCCUCUUUCAGGGUGUCGGCGACUUACUCAAGGAAGAGAUCAACCACCUGGAGGCGAGGCUGCAGCCGCUGACUGAGUUGAGGGGAAAGCACAGUGAUGGGACCAAUGCUGCAUUGGCUGGACAGCAAUGAAACUUAACAUUCGUAAGUCGAAUAGCUUUUCUUACACACCUUUACUAGAUUUGCUUAAGUCCUUGAGUUUCUAAAUGCUUGCCAUAUCAAGUUGUUGUUGUUGUUGUGUUAUUGUUGUUCAAUAGGAUCUUUUAAGAUUAUGUUUUGCUUUCCAAGAUUUUAUUUUAAUAUAUAU
Messenger RNA from Andrographis paniculata, 1696 nucleotides. RefSeq lists its product as uncharacterized. NCBI's taxonomy places the organism in Eukaryota, Viridiplantae, Streptophyta, Magnoliopsida, Lamiales, Acanthaceae. The transcript is spliced from 5 exons. The record is from RefSeq and is a predicted model, not a curated record. The coding region runs from base 289 to 1521 and encodes 410 amino acids.